CAGGCCGGUUGGACCGAGGGGGGCAGGGUCAGGAUGGCUUUGACCUGUGGGAUCUUCCAAGUCUGGAAGCUCUGGCCUGCCCCCUGCCCUGUUCAUGCCCCGCUUUUGAACUCGGAGAAAGGAGUGUGGAAGGGACUUGCUGUAAAAGACAGGGUAUAGGGUCCAGAAGGACAUACGUGAAGAGUUGUGGCCUGUAGGGUGUUGUUUUCUGCUCUAGAGGAGAAAAUUGAGGACAGGCUUGACUUGAAUACUUGGGAGAGUUGCUGAAAGGUGUUGGAGCCUGUGGUCUGUGUGGCCGGGCCUCCUUGGGAGACCCAGGGUCAGGGAAAAGGGACGUUAGAGCUUUGAGCUGGGGUGGGGAGAAGAGGAAAUGGUUCAUUUGGCGAGGUUGUGCAGGAGCCAAGACUAAAGUGAAGACAGCCUGUGGACUUACCACAAGAGGAAAGUAGAGGUACUUAGGGAAAAGUGAGUGGGAAGAGAAGAGAAGUUAGUGGGCAUUAUUAGCAAACAAGAACGGCAGAGCCAGAAAGGACCUCAGAGGAGAAAGCUUAAGCCUGGACAGAUUCAGUGAUUUGCUCCAAGUGGGCAGCACAGGCAUUCCCAGGCCAGUGCUCUGUUUCACAUUGGGCAUUGUCAGGUGGCAGGUGGAGUUUUCUUUCCUGUAAUACGCAGCUGUGUGUGUGUGUGUGUGUGUGUGUGUGUGUGUGUGUAUCUCAAAGAUGCUUUAGAUGAUGGUUACAGGAUAGAAGAGUUCAAGUGGCUAUUAAGGCUGUGAGCAAGGGCCCCAUGGUCUCAGUACAAAGGAAAAUACGUCAACUUUAUUCAUAUUAUGUCAGCCAAACCUUCUGGGGGGGAGUAAAGUAAUGGCAAAGGGGUAGAUGGACAUAUCUUUUAAAAAAGUAUAACCUAGUUGUGAAUGCUUACCUAAGGUAGUUUCAGUGUUCCUGGUGGGUUCUUGGUCAUCUGAUUUUUCUGCCUUUUCUUAUCAGAGUAUGAAAAUGGAGGACAAAUAUCUUGGCCUCAAUCCCCAAAAAAGUUUAUUCCUAUAAAAGGCACAGCCAAAAAGUCAGUAGCUCGGCUGUCUGAAACUGUGAAGGUCAUGUGGUUAUUUUCUACCAGUCUAUAGUUUUCACAGGAAAAACCACCAUGACAUCUUACCUGACCAGCCGUCCUGAGAAGGUGUGUUUUUUGGCACUAGUGGAACAGGGAAAGUGUUUCUGCAGAACUCUCCCUGUUUUCUCCAAUUUUCAUGGAGAGCUGGGAUUUGCCAUCUUUUGACCAGGAACCCUGAAAUCUACCCUUGGGCAUGGCCCAGUCCCUCGUGGCGCAAAAUUGAUCUCUUGGGCAUCUAUGUGGAACCCAAGUGUUUGAGACUCGGAGUAACAGCCACUCGUAUUCUCAUGAUCUUGUCCCGCAGCAAACUGGUAUCCAGUCCUCUGUCAUGCUCUACUGGUUCAAAUAUGUGUCUGUGUCUUCUCCUGCUGGCCUUUUCCCUGGCCAAGCUUGGUGACUUAUAUUCCCUGGCCUGGGGAGAAAGGGGCCGAGCAGCCAGGGAGAGUGUCAGGCGGGGGCCUGAGAUGCAGCCUGAUGUGCACUGUGAUGGCACCUGCUCGUUUUUAUGCCAUUUGAGGAUAAAGCACCUUCCAGAUGCCUUCCUUUCAGAGACUUAGGAAACUUACCUCGUACAUCUCCACUGCUAGGAGGACUUGUGGGUGAUGGACAGCCCUGUCACAGUCCAUCGGGGAAUUCCUGAGUAGAGGGUCAGGAGAGCUUCCAUGAAACCAGAGUUUGGUACACUGCUUCUUGGAGAAUGGUCUGGGUCAUAAAAGCUGGGAUCCACCUGUGAGGAUAGGCAAGCGGCCAACAGUCAGAUCGUAUCCGUAUGUAUGGGGCUACAGGGAUUAAUGUCCUCCCCUCCAGUUAUGGUGACCCUAAAAUAGUGAAGGGGACCCUGGGCAGUGAUUGCUUGUGCAGUGUCCCUGAGGCAGUAGCCCUUGGGUGGCCAGGUAAUUAACUUUAUUUUUGCCUUUGAUGGAAGAAUGUUGCAAAACCAAUUAGGCUGUAGAAAGUGCCAGUGGAAUUGUUUAAUUAGAGCUGGCUCUGACCAGGAUGUCACCUUCCCACCCCCAGUUCCACUAGUGCUUAACAGCUUGGUGAUAGAAGGGAGCUCAGGGGCAAAUUUACACCCACUGGGUCCAAAUAGGGAAACUUUACCAAGCUCUUCAACUAAGUCUUUGUAAUCUUUAGGAUUAGAAAUUGAGAGUGACUUUAGUUUAAGUGUGCAGAUCCUUUAACUGAUCUGCUUGUUUUAGAAUUCUGUUUCUACGGUAUCCUGAGAGUUUCCCAACCUUUUUCUAAUGAACUGUGCGGCAAAGCACGUAGGAGGUUGGUUUGCAGGCUUGAAGAGAUCUGGAGAAGAAGAUAGAGAACUUACAGUUGACCUUGUGCUGACUCAGGCAAAGAGGAAGGACUGUAGUGGACUGAGGGCAACUCCACCCCCCUCGGGUCACACCCAGGUUGUCGAGGGUGGGCAGAGUGGGAGGGGCUGGGAUGCAAGAGUGGGAUGCUCACUUUGGGGGUAUUUUUAAUCCACAUUUAAUUAAAAAAAACCAACUACCUGUGUUAACAUUAAAGCUGAAAGUACAAUUCCAGUGCAGUCUAACCAAUGCAAUCUGUCAAUGCAGAGCCUGAUGUGUGGCUUGAUCUCAUGAACUGUGAGACCAUGACCUGAGCCAAAAUCAAGCACGUCCAGCUCAACCCACUGAGGCACCCAGGAGCCCCUAGGGGUUUCUUUUGACGUUGAACUCAUUAGCCAACCCACAGACCCUAUGUAAACCUAUCUUGCCUAUUUCAGUCAGAACUUUUCCUUUCCAGAACGAUUGCAUGGAUAGAACAGAUAAUAGAAAGCAAAUUUGCUCCUAAAAUGUUCACUCAUUGGCUUUGUUAGAGGGGAAACAGUAAGACAAGUAUCGUUUAAAAUGUAUGUUUAGAUAACUACAUUGCGGCUAUAAUUUAUUGUUUUUGCUCUGAAUGUGUAUGUUUCUCUAGUCAGUUAUCACUAAAUGGUUCCUGCAUCCUAGGGGAAGGGUUAUAUUUCUUUUGGAAAAUGGGAUCAAACCCAGUACGUCUUUGUUCUUAUUUUUCUUUGUAUAUUUGAUCAAAUAUACCAUCACCCUGAAGCCCCCCACCAGUGGGCAGGAACCAGGGGAGGCCUGAGAGCAAGCAGCCCAACCCCAGCACAUACCUUCCCCUUUGCCAUGGCGAGGGGAGAGAGGUUUGGGAAGGAAUCCACACCCUGUGUUCUGCGGUUCACAGACCAGAUUUUAAUCCUGGUUUCAUCACUGACUUCUUCAUUAGCCCAUUGUAACCAUCAAAUCAAUAUAAAUUUGCCAUGGGUUCUAGCCUGUUCCUCUAACCCAAUGAUGGCUGUGGACAUAGAGUGCAGGUACAGCUGCAUGGCCCCUUCCUUGCGCAGAGAGAGGUUCGCCUUCAAGGCUUCGCCAAAGCCAAGCAAACCACUGAGGCCUUGCAUUCAGCUGAGCAGCAAGGAUGAAGCCGGAGGAAUGGUGGCCCCCACCGUGCAGGAGAAGAAGGUGAAAAAGCGGGUGUCCUUCGCAGACAACCAAGGGCUGGCCCUGACAAUGGUCAAAGUGUUCUCGGAAUUCGAUGACCCGUUAGAUAUUCCGUUUAACAUCACUGAGCUCCUAGACAACAUUGUGAGUCUGACGACAGCAGAGAGCGAGAGCUUUGUUCUGGAUUUUUCACAGCCUUCCGCAGAUUACUUAGACUUUAGAAAUCGGCUUCAGACCGACCACGUAUGCCUUGAAAACUGUGUGCUGAAAGACAGAGCGAUUGCUGGCACAGUGAAAGUGCAGAACCUGGCGUUUGAGAAGACGGUGAAAAUACGGAUGACAUUUGACACUUGGAAAAGCUUCACAGACUUUCCCUGUUGGUAUGUGAAGGACACUUACGCUGGUUCAGACAGGGACACGUUCUCCUUUGACAUUAGCUUACCCGAGAAAGUUCAGUCUUACGAGAGAAUAGAGUUUGCUGUGUGCUUUGAGUGCCGCGGACAGACUUACUGGGACAGCAACAAAGGCAAAAACUAUAGGAUCAUCCGGGCUGAACUGAAAUCCUCUCAGGGAACAGCCGAGCCACAGAACGGACCAGAUUUUGGAAUAUCCUUUGACCAGUUUGGAAGCCCUCGGUGUUCCUACGGUCUGUUUCCAGAGUGGCCUAGUUAUUUAGGAUACGAAAAGCUAGGGCCCUACUACUAGUGACUGUGCGUGACAGAGCGCGGCUGAGUGGGUCCUGGGAAGUCUAGCUGCAGUCACAGGCAGGCGGAGACGGAGCCAGAGAGCAGCUGAACUGCCAUUAGGCACAGUUUUCGAAAAUGAAAGGAUCCUACUCACUUUUUUCUGAAGCCAGCAAGACCCAGCCAGGGUUAGAUCUCACGACUGGUUUCGCACGCCAGGGUAGAUGCGGGGUGCUGGUCUGCUCGGCACCUGCGGCGGCCUCGAGGGUCGGAGCAGGAGACCAGUGUGGGAAGGGCCUGGGCCGGAACCAGCCUUGCGGGCAGUGCUGGAGAAGCUGGAGGGCAGUGGCUUCGAAAUGAUGCAACCAGGAGCGUGAUCCGGCUGCCUGGAGGGGCCGCGCCUCCCUCCCCGGGAUGUGGAAAAUCAGUCACCUGAAAGUCACUCCGUGCCCAGUCACCUCCCAUUGGACCCUUGCGGCUCAUCUUUGCGCGCUGUCUGCCCAGCCGGGUCGCCCCCCCACCCCCCACCCCUUGCUGCUGCUGUUCCAGGUCUCCAUGUACUUCACGCUUUAUCUCUGUGCUGUUUAUUUUUUUUUUUGCAUUUUAUUAUCGUCCACAGCUCAUCUGAUGCCGAGGGAAAGAUAAGCAAGGCAAAUUAGCCUGUGCCGAAGACAGGCAUUUCCUCUUUCUGACCCCACAGAGCGUCCAGCAGAGAACGAUGCCCCAGUUAGCAAAAGUAACUGGCUCCAGUGCUGGGUUACAGACUGUGACAGGCAGGACAGUCUGGGUGGGACACGGGUAGCAUGUCCGCUUGGCGUCUGGGGGAGCUUUCGAAGUACUCGCUCCUGAGUCACCAGACGGCUCCGUUACAGGAUUUGUUUGAACUUGCUCGCUGGUUUGCAGGCACCCCAUUCUUCACAAAGGGAUUUGAGACUCUCCUUUCCUCGAGAGCCCUCCUUCCUGCCGUGUUCAGGACAUUGUGAUUUGCAGAUCCCAUCUAUCCUCAAAGCCUUCAGUGAGUGUUUGGUCUAACGCUGACCGUGAUCUGCGACACACAGGCCUCUUUCCGAGCACGCAGGGACUGUGACCUGGGGCUUCUUAUUUAUGGAGUGCAAGUGCAUAAGGGAUCAGGGAGAAAAACCUCACCAAGUUCUCACAUUUUAUUUUCCAUGUUUGGCGACUCUGAAAUAUCAGAGGUUACUUGUUCUUAACCAUAUUGGACUAACGCAUUAAAAGUUGUCGGUUCAUACUGAUGUGAGACUCCUGGGACUUUCAUUGACAGAUGGAUCCCCAGAGCCUGUGAGUUUUCUUGGGCAAGAUUGGCUUGUACUUGGAGGUGUUUAAAAAAUAUUUUACAUAUGUAUUUGAAGAAGGUUGGGUUUUUGUUUUUUUUUUUUCUGUUUUGCUUUUGUUUUUGGAGCUUAGUUAAAUGGCUGUCUCGUUUUCCUUUUGCCUGAUCUGCGUAAAGUGAGGCAGGAAGAGGGGUGCACAGCUGCCUGGACACGGAGGCACAGCUACUGGCCUUGGCAAGCGAGGAGUCGCUUUGGCUUGCGUGUUCCAGACCGAUUAGAAAAAAACCUCCUGGCUUCUGUGGCUUUGUCCAUUGGUGCCAGGCAGGUAUGGAGGGUCCAGGCUCCUAGAGUUUUGUGGUUGGGUUUUUUUGUUUUGUUUUGUUUUUUUCUUUCUUUUUUGAACUUUAACAUAUUUCGACUUUUUAAAUGUUCUUAAGCGGUGUGGUGGUUGAUGUUAGUUCUUGUUCCUAAAACUGGCUGUUACUAGUCUGCGACCUAGUGCUUUAUUGCUUAUGCCUCUCCCAGGUGGGUAGGACUCGGGGAUUGCGUAAUACAAUAUAUGGGACAGUCACAUUUUUGUCUUGUGCUGAACUUGGGCAGAACUGUGUUUUAUUCUAAGCAUAUCUUACAUCAGGCACACAGACGGCACUUUUGUUGUUACGGAUCUGGCGACCAGCACGAUUGAUAGUGCAAAUCAAAGUCGAAUGGAAGCAAAACUGAUUUCGUAGAGGUCGGGAAUAUAUUUUAAGAAGUCCUGGGCCACCUCUGUCCAGUCAAGAAAGGUACAGGAUACACUGUCAUUUACAUGUUACCAGACUAAAGCUAACGAGAUCACUCUCUAUGCAAAAGAAAAAUGCCUCAGGUGGCUCCCGUUCGUUUUUUCAGUAAUGGUGAUCUUCAGACAUUCCGGGGUCAAAUUUGAAAUAUGGUAAUUCAGUGAUCAGUAUCUCUUAAAACAGCCAUAAGCCCUCCCCCCACCAUUCUUUCCUGGCAGCUCACCCCAGCUUUGUUGCUGGGGGCACUGGUUGCAAGCCCCCCCAGCCAGUACACCUGGGAUGCUCAGCCUCCCAGGCAAGUCGUCACCUGCUUGCAAAGACCCUCCCCUGACGAGAGAAUGCAGUUCCCUGUCAGUCAUUUCGCUGAGCAAGGGGCCUCUGAACAGUUGUACUGUCUUUAUUCAGCCGUCAGUCCAUCUCCCUUUGGCCCAGUUCUGUCCCAGGAUAUCCACAGAUGGCCCCGGGACCUGCUUCAACAGAACCUCUCCUUCUUUCAGAGCUCACCAUCAGUAAAUAGGUCCACACACAGUGACAAGUUUCUUAGUUGGAGACGUCAUUGCAGCCUGACUUGGGGGUUUGACCCUCAGACAGCUGUCGGUUAUGGUGACCAACGUCCCCCAGCCCCAGUGCCCUUCCCAAGGUUGUCCCCAAAGGACCAGCCUCCCGCCCAGAAAUGGAGAACCAGCUCCGUUUCGUUUCCUAUUUAUUUCCCAAAUACCCUGGGAAGCAUUGGCAAAUUAGGUGCAAUAAAUAAGCUGGACUAUAGAAAGAUACGUAAUAAAUAAGCUUUCAGUGUUUCUUGGAAGGUAUGGAGCAUUUGAAUGGGUUUCUUUUCUCUUUCUUUUUUUAAGUAUUCUUAUGGUAGGGGAACUGGUGAGAAAUAAGGGGAAUUUACAUAGUUCUCCAGAAAUUAAAACCAUUUCAGAGUCAAGGUAGAAUUUAUUUUUCCUCUAAGAUUUAAUUUUAACUGUGGCAAAACAUUACUCUUUUCAACGUUUUUUUAAAGGUGUAAAUUGUGAACUGCUAAAAGAAUGUUUUUGUGGUUUUGAUCCUUGCAUAUAAUUUGCAUUUUAAAAACAAGCAUUGCUUGUAGUCACUUGGAUGUUAAAUGGGUUGUAUAUUAUGUUUAUAAACCAAAAAAGUGUCAGCUCAUUUUUUAAAAGUGCCCUGUUUUCUGGGCUCUUCCCUCUCUGUGAAGUGAACGAAAACCUUGAGUGUCGUCCACCUGUUUCCUCCUGUAAAAUUCCUCCCCUGGAUGCGUGGCCCUCUGCUCUGGGAGGCGCCCAUCACUGAUACUGGGAGUAAAAAGUCAUGAGCACAAUGGGACCUUACAGGGUCCUGGGAGACCUUCUGGCAGGUUCUGUGCACUUCCUGACCGGGAAGUUCGGCUGUGGUUACACGCGCCUUUGCCUUGCCACGGUCGUCAAGCUCGUGGGCCCAAGUUGUAAAGCCGUGAAUGUUUUUGCACUUUGGGUGAUCUGAUCCCAGAGACCUUUGGACCCGUGAGGACCCCCAGGAGGGCAGCUGCGAUGACUGUGGCUCACUUUUACUUCAGUGUGAAUGUAAAAUGGAAGGCUUGUCUUCAUUCAAUGCCUAAAAGUGCCUUGUCGUGAAACGUCUGCAUGUUUUAAAAAAAUAAAUAUUUUUGUACACAAAGUUAAAGGGGGGAUGCACUUUAAAAUCACGAGAAUGGGUGUCUUUUGUGUGGUGUAAGAGAGUAGGUUGUCUGUAUCUCAAAUGCGAAAAUAUAAUAAAGGUAGAAAAAACAAAACUGAAA
Molecule: messenger RNA, 8100 nt
Organism: Lynx canadensis (Canada lynx)
Lineage: Eukaryota; Metazoa; Chordata; Mammalia; Carnivora; Felidae
Gene: PPP1R3B
Product: protein phosphatase 1 regulatory subunit 3B
Exons: 2
Coding region: 3258-4277 (339 amino acids)
Biological process (GO): regulation of glycogen catabolic process; regulation of glycogen biosynthetic process
Cellular component (GO): protein phosphatase type 1 complex
Molecular function (GO): protein phosphatase 1 binding; protein phosphatase regulator activity; glycogen binding
Source: RefSeq, a predicted model, not a curated record